Aspergillus wentii DTO 134E9 is the source of this 2068-nucleotide messenger RNA. RefSeq names its product chaperonin-containing T-complex subunit CCT8. Gene Ontology annotation, molecular function: ATP hydrolysis activity; ATP-dependent protein folding chaperone; ATP binding. The record is from RefSeq and is a predicted model, not a curated record. Bases 99 to 1784 code for a protein of 561 amino acids. The transcript is spliced from 3 exons. NCBI's taxonomy places the organism in Eukaryota, Fungi, Ascomycota, Eurotiomycetes, Eurotiales, Aspergillaceae. Gene Ontology annotation, cellular component: chaperonin-containing T-complex. Gene Ontology annotation, biological process: protein folding.
CAGCAGCAAGCUCAGGACAGCGUUGUGGCAGAUCAUCCGUCCUUUUCGUCUUCCUUUUUUAUUUUUUAAUCUAAAUAAAAAGGAGGCGCUUCGUCAAUAUGUCAUUGUCUAUGCCUGGACCUUCCCAGGCGGGUCUUUUCAAGCCUGGAUAUCAAAGCCAUGAUGCCGAAGAUGGCGCCGUCAUUCGUAACAUCGAAGCCUGCCAGGCUAUCUCGCAGACCGUUCAAACGUCGCUCGGUCCCUAUGGCCGCAACAAAAUCGUCAUCAAUCACUUGCAGAAGAUGGUUCUUACGUCGGAUGCCGCAACAAUCCUGCGCGAACUGGAAGUUGUGCACCCCGCCGCCAAACUACUUGUGAUGUCGAGUCAGCAGCAGGAUGCGGAGAUGGGAGACGGAACCAACAUGGUUAUCAUCCUUGCCGGUGAAUUGCUGAAGAAGGCCGAAGAGUUGCUGCGGAUGGGUUUGAAGACAAGUGAUAUUGUGCAGGGUUACGAGAAGGCACAGAACUUUGCUUUGAAGACAUUAGAAGAUCUCGAGGUCGACCGUUUGAAGGAACUCCGCUCCCAGGAAGAACUUAGCAAGGCCCUCCGUACAGUCGUUGCCAGCAAGCAGUCCGGAACAGAGGAUAUCUUGGCCGGAUUGGUUGCAGAGGCAGUCCUCGCAGUCCUGCCUAAGAACCCGGUUAACUUUAACGUCGACAAUGUCCGCGUUGUCAAGAUUAUGGGUGGUAGCUUGGAGCAGUCUCGCGUGAUUAAGGGUAUGGUCUUUGGCAGAGAACCGGAUGGUACCGUCAAGAAGGCCAGCAAGGCCAAGGUCGGUGUCUUCAGCUGCCCCAUCGAUACCUCCCAGACCGAGACCAAGGGAACAGUCCUGUUGAAGAACGCCGAUGAGAUGCUUAACUUCACCAAGGGUGAGGAGGAGCGCCUUGAGGCCGCCAUUAAGGAGCUCUACGAUUCUGGAAUCCGCGUCGUUGUUGCUGGUGCCACCGUCGGUGACCUGGCCAUGCAUUACCUCAACCGUUUUAACAUCCUCGUCGUCAAGAUUCUCUCCAAGUUCGAGCUCCGCCGACUCUGCCGUGUCGUUGGUGCCACCCCUCUCGCACGCCUGGGUGCCCCCAUGCCCGACGAGAUGGGUAGCGUUGACGUUGUCGAGACUACUGAGAUUGGUGGUGACCGUGUUACCGUUUUCCGCCAGGAGGACAACAACACCGUGACGCGCACGGCCACUAUUGUCCUGCGCGGAGCGACCCAGAACCACUUGGAUGACGUUGAGCGUGCCAUUGACGAUGGAGUCAACGUUGUCAAGGCUGUUACCAAGGACCCCCGUCUUGUUCCCGGUGCUGGCGCUACUGAGAUCCAGCUUGUUGAGAGAAUCUCUGCUUUCGCAGACAAGACCCCUGGUCUGCCCCAACAUGCCAUUCGCAAGUACGCAGAGGCUUUCGAGGUCAUCCCGCGCACUCUCGCCGAGUCCGCUGGUCUGGAUGCCACCGAAGUUCUUUCUCGCCUUUACACUGCACACCACCGCACAAACAAGGAGGAAGAGGGAAGCAGCUCCGAGGAAGAGCCAUACUGGACUACUGGUGUCGACCUGGAAGUGGGUUCUUCUGCUGGCACUCUCGAUGCCGUGGAUGAAGGCAUUCUUGACCUGAUUGCCUCCAAGAGCUGGGCCAUCCGACUUGCAAGUGAGGCCGCCCGGACAGUGCUCAGUGUUGACCAGAUUAUUGUGGCCCGACAGGCGGGUGGACCCAAGCCCCCGGGUCCCAACCCGAACUGGGAUGACGAUUAGAUGAUACGAUAGGGAGCAUUGUAUGUCGAACAAGGCAAAAUUUCACAAUUUGAGAGAUGAUAUCAUGAAAGUCCUUCGACCAGAGAAUCUGGGAGUGUGUAUAUGCCAUGUGGGAGUAGCAGUAAUACUGACUGUCAUCUAUGCAUGAGGGUUCAGAGUAGUAGUGCGAGAAAAAAGCUUUUGGAUCCUCUUCUAGAUUAAUGCUCUUGAAUCCUUAUUAUAUUUAAUUAUUACCAUUAUUGCUCCUAGUAUUUAUUAAUUUUGAUUCUUCUCGAUGACAGUUG